CUUGUCUCCACUUUAGUAAGUUCCAGUUUCUCGUAGAUGUCGGAGGAAUGUCGUGUGGACCAAAAAACUUUACAUUAAGGAGGACGAUGGAAUACCGCCGCACUUCGCUUCGUUUCUUAUUUGUGUAUUUAUUUGUUAACAACGUAUUUAUUGUGAUCCAGUCAAAAGAACAUGUGCUGCUUGAUAUGAAGGCUGCCGGAAGUGAGUUGGGUUGGUUGACCUGGCCGAAUGAAGAGGGGUGGGAGAUUGUCCAGACGGUGGUGAACGGCUCUCUCCUGUAUACCUACAGCGUGUGCAAUGUCGCCAGUGACGUCGAACAGGACAACUGGCUUCGCACCACAUUUAUCCAGCGUGGGCUCGACAUUUCUCGUGUCACCGUAGAGCUACGCUUUGUGAUCCGGGACUGCAACUCAUUCGGCGGCUCUUCACCAUCUUGUCGAGAAACCUUCGGCCUCUACCUAGGCGAAACUGACACGGAUGUCGGCACAAACUUUCGCAAAGGCCAGUUCAAAAAAAUAGCAACUGUAGCGCCGGAUGAAGUAACAGCCAAUCGCGGAGGGGGCCGAGCCGAUCUGCGGGUGAACGUUGAGAGGCGGAGCAUCGGACCCCUCUCCAGAAGGGGGUUCUACUUAGCCUUCCAGGAUCUAGGGAGCUGUGUUGCUGUCCUGGGUUUGAAGGUUUUCUACACCACCUGCCCAGCCAUGAUGAGAAGCCUGGCCGCCUUCCCCGAGCAGGUGGCAUCAAGUGCCUUGGCGGAGGUGGAGGGCACCUGUGUGAAGGACGCAGUUGUGGUUGGAGACGCUACUCCACGAAUGUACUGCACUUCUGAGGGAGAGUGGGUCGUUCCUGUGGGCCAGUGUAUCUGCCGAGCGGGAUACCAAGCUGUUGGAGAAACCUGCAAAGCAUGUGAACCGGGCUACUACAAGAGCACAGAUUCCAGCCAGCCAUGUCAAGCGUGUCCGGAUAACACCCAACGCUCGGGUCACGGAGCGCUCCUGUGUCCAUGCCUGGAAGGCUUCUACCGGGCCCCGACGGAUCCCAACUCUGCACCCUGCUCUGCUCUUCCUAGCCCACCCCGAGACAUAGUCUACGCCCCCCUUCUGACAGCAGGGAGUUUGCAACUGACCUGGCGCCCCCCAGCAGACACGGGCAGGCGCAGUGACAUUACCUACAGCGUGGCAUGCGAGCGCUGCGAGGGUGUUCUGUGUUUGCCGUGCGGCGGUAGGGUGCGAUUCGAGCCCACGCAGACGGCCUUGAAAGACCCCGAGGUUGUGGUUAGUGAGCUGGAACCUCAUGUUAACUACACGUUUACGGUGGAGGCUCAGAGCGGUGUGUCUCAGUUCAGCCGGCAGAAAGCCACGGCUAGCAUCACAACGGUGCUUCAUUUCACAGAUGGUCCCAGGGUGUUGUACCUACGAGUGGAAGAUCGGACCACCAACAGUCUGACUUUAUCGUGGGUUGUGGACCACCAUGUGCAGAACCAUGUCACCCCCCGCUAUGAGCUCAUGUACCGCAAGAAGGAGGAUCCCGGAGAGCUGGAUAUCACCACCUACAACGUUCUGGUCUUGGAAAAGAAUUUCGUCCAGAUUAAUGAUCUCUUACCGGGCACAAAGUACGUGUUUCGCGUUCACACUCUCACGGCAGAAGGUCACCCUAGCAGCCACAGCGCAGAACUUGAGUUGGAGACAUUGGCUCUCGCCGAAUCUCAAACUCAGAAUAGUUCAAUGGUUGUCAUGGGAGCCAUCGCUGGGGGUGGAGUCAUGUUGUUGAUCGUCGUGGUCAUUUUGCUGCUACACAAAAGGUGACUGAACUCGCAUGUUCGACAGAGAGUUGAUGGAGAUUACUUCUCAUGUCCAGAAAAACUCCUUCCUUUGACUACCUACAUUGACCCCCAUACAUACGAGGACCCCUGUGCAGCCGUCCUCAAGUUUGCAAGUGAAAUUCCUCCUAGUCAUAUCACCAAGCAGAAGGUCAUCGGUGCAGGAGAAUUCGGUGAAGUUUUUCGCGGUUCUCUGAACGUACCGGGACGCUCUGAAGUCGCUGUAGCCAUAAAGACGCUGAAGCCCGGCUACACCGAAAAACAGAGACAAGACUUUCUCAGUGAGGCCAGCAUCAUGGGACAGUUUGCUCACAAGAACAUAAUCCGCCUGGAGGGUGUGGUCACUAAAUUCAAACAUGCCAUGAUUAUUACAGAGUAUGUGGAGAACGGAGCUUUGGAUCAAUAUUUAAGGGACCACGAUGGCGACUUUUCCUCGUAUCAGCUCGUGGGCAUGCUCAGUGGCAUAGCGGCGGGUAUGAAAUACCUCUCCGACAUGAACUACGUCCACAGGGACCUUGCCGCUCGCAACGUCCUGGUUAACGGAAACUUGGAGUGUAAGGUCUCCGAUUUUGGUCUUUCACGAGUGCUGGAGGACUUUCCUGAAGGAACCUACACAACCACAGGAGGCAAAAUUCCUAUUCGUUGGACGGCACCAGAGGCGAUAGCACACAGGAAGUUUACGUCAGCCAGUGAUGUGUGGAGUUUUGGCAUAGUCAUGUGGGAGGUGAUGUCAUUCGGAGAGAGACCCUACUGGGACAUGAGCAAUCAUGAGGUGAUGAAAUCCAUAAAUGAAGGCUUCAGGUUGCCGGCGCCAAUGGGCUGUCCAUCUGCCGUCAACCAGCUCAUGCUUCAGUGCUGGAUGCAAGACCGCUUCAAACGACCACGCUUCGUUGAUUUUGUCAACUUGCUUGAGAAGCUGCUUCGUAACCCAGAAUCCCUCUCGGCCAUCGCCAGUAUCGAUCCACGGGUCUCAAUUCGGUUACCAAGCACAAGUGGUAACGAUGGCGCCCCCUUCAGGUCAGUGGAUGAAUGGCUGGAGUCGAUCAAGAUGGGCCAGUACAGAGACACCUUCGCCCGUGCUGGAAUUAAAACUGUGGAACAAGUGUUGUGCUUGAAAAUUGAGGACAUUAGGAACAUCGGUGUGCGAUUGCCGGGCCAUCAGAAAAGAAUAGCAUACAGCAUUCUGGGUCUCCAAGACCCGGCCUUGGAUUUGUUUGCAGUGUGACCGUCCGAUGAUGCACAGUUGAGCUGGCUCACACUGGAUUUCAAAGCUAGCUAUCUUCCAGGAUUCCCUUUGGAAAGGAGAAUGUUUACUGAUAUUUCAAUGAUUUUUCAUCACUUUCUAAGCUUUUUUUUAGAAAUGACUAUAUAUAAAAUUCAUUGUACAUGGGACCCUUAUUUUUCUCUUGUCACUUUUUAAAAGCCAUAUUAAUAAUGUGGGCGUAUGAUGGUUUGGUUCGAGUACUGUAACUGUUGUCCUCAGCUCUGAUGAUCUGACAAAUGAUAAACUGGACUGUUUUGAGCGAUGAUACUAUGAAGGGUACGUCAUAGUAACCUUGAGGACCAGGUUUUCAUGCCUUAUUGGGCAUAUAUACAAAUGCUAUAUGAAUAAGUCCACAUAUUCAACAGAGUUGUUAUGUGUUGAAGUCUGUAAAAUUACAGUUGUAUAAAGGUUAGUAAAUGUUAAAUGGUCUUUGUUUUCAGUCAGCAUGUUGACUGCCUGUUUUAUAUUUAAAGAUAGCACAGGAAGUUUACAUGUCUUAUUAUAGCUCUUUUUUUUAUUUAAUAUUUAUUUUUUUAUUUAUUGUCUGUGUUUGUAAAGAAAAAUG
Molecule: messenger RNA, 3648 nt
Organism: Triplophysa rosa
Lineage: Eukaryota; Metazoa; Chordata; Actinopteri; Cypriniformes; Nemacheilidae
Gene: epha2a
Product: eph receptor A2 a
Exons: 17
Biological process (GO): axon guidance; cell surface receptor protein tyrosine kinase signaling pathway; protein phosphorylation
Cellular component (GO): plasma membrane; neuron projection
Molecular function (GO): ATP binding; protein binding; transmembrane-ephrin receptor activity
Source: RefSeq, a predicted model, not a curated record